AUGCUUAGAGUUGCCUUUUCUGACCCUGUUCAUCUUGGCUACGGCUACUACUUUGGUGAAGACUAUUAUGAUCAAGACUACAUCGACCUCUGUGACUACCAUGAAGAUUACCGCAAUAAUUCUAGGGCUUUUGGUGGAGAUCAGUCGAUCGACAUAACAAAAUGGCAUGUCGGCACGCUGGGAUACAUGUCUCCGAAGUAUGCCUACUCCGGCCAAGUCUCUACCAAGUCUGACAUGUACAGCUUUGGAGUCAUCGUUCUCGAGAUCGUGACUGGUCGGAGGAACAAUAGGCCACUAGAAGAUAAUAACACAGCCUCCAGAUCUCUGCUCAGAUACGUAUGGGAUAAGUGGAGCACAGGGACGACACAGGAGGCGGUGGAUCCUUCCCUGCGCAGACGUUACACCGUGGGCGAGGUGCUCAACUGCGUGCGGAUCGGGCUGCUGUGUGUUCAGGAGGACCCGAGCACCGGGCCGGACGCGGCGGAGGUGGUCCUCAUGCUCGACAGCCACUCCACAUCUAUCACCAUGCGGACUCCCUCCAGGCUGGCCUUGUGCUUCACACAGCCUGGCAUCGUCAACCAUGCUAUGGCCAGCGGCCACCUGCCUACCCCCGGUUCAGACAAUGAAGUGACCAUCUCCGAUCUCCAGCCUAGGUAA
Messenger RNA from Triticum dicoccoides, 657 nucleotides. Its product is annotated as cysteine-rich receptor-like protein kinase 4. Bases 1 to 657 code for a protein of 218 amino acids. The transcript has 6 exons. Gene Ontology annotation, biological process: protein phosphorylation. The record is from RefSeq and is a predicted model, not a curated record. Lineage: Eukaryota; Viridiplantae; Streptophyta; Magnoliopsida; Poales; Poaceae. Gene Ontology annotation, molecular function: ATP binding; protein kinase activity.